Parathielavia appendiculata is the source of this 2391-nucleotide messenger RNA. RefSeq lists its product as uncharacterized. The coding region runs from base 146 to 1978 and encodes 610 amino acids. Gene Ontology annotation, biological process: proteolysis. Gene Ontology annotation, molecular function: serine-type endopeptidase activity. The transcript has 3 exons. Lineage: Eukaryota; Fungi; Ascomycota; Sordariomycetes; Sordariales; Chaetomiaceae. The record is from RefSeq and is a predicted model, not a curated record.
GUCCUUAACAUCGAGCGGCGCCAGCAUCGAGUUUCUCCGCGAGCCUCGGGAAUACGGGGCAUGGCAUGAUAAGCUCGCUGUCGAUUCCGAUCACGCCACCGCCGCGGCUUCGGUUGUCGCGGGUCAGCUAAAUGGCGUCUGCGGCAUGGGCAAGGUUACACUUGUUGGCACUCAGAUUAGGGGCAAAUUUCUCAACUCAGGAAGGCCGACGGCAGGUUCGAAUCUAAUGCUCAUCGAAGCACUCUUGGACACCCUGGAGCACAUCAGCGCUCGCGGCACUGAGGCCCGGUCCGUUGUGCUCCUUACGUGGUCAUUUAACCCGCCACCGCCUGGGUGGGAGGACGUGCUUGAUCUGAUUCGCUACAUCUUUGAGGUACUCGACGACCAAAGCAUUGCGGUCGUCAUGUCUGCCGGGAACGCCCGCAACAACGACAUGGAUGAUCUGGUCCCCAUCAACCAGCUCCCACAGACCCUGGUGGUGGACAUUCCGAAUCUCAUCGUGGUUGGCGCGUCCGACCAGCAGAGCCGCAUGGCCAUGUUCUCUCGCGUGGGCCCAGAUAUGAUCUGGGCGCCCGGCAAGGCCGUUCGCGUGGCCGGCCCGCGUGAGAACGACCAGUCGCUGAAGAUCGCCGACGGGACAUCAUAUGCGGGGCCACUGGUCGCGGGCCUCGUCGCCUACUACCGCGGGCUCGUGUACGAGCCUGGGGUGGAGAGUCAACUGGACGAGCCCGAAAUAGUCAAGAGGACGCUGAAGGCCCUCAGCCGGACAGUCCAGGUAAGAUUCGAAGCGCAGUCAGAAGAACCUUACGUGUCGGACAGCGGCAACAAGUUCUCGUGGCUCGUGCCGACGGUGUGGAACGGCCAGCUCGACGACGACACGUCGUGCCUACUCGAUCCCGAUGCCGAGGGCUGCCCUAAGAUCGACAUCAACCGCGAACUGAAGGACAUCUCGAUUCACGACCUAGACAACUCCUGCGUCACGACACCUAUCACCAAGAAGCGAGGCCUGCAACGGGCGGGAGGAGCGGCUAUCGCCCGGCGGCAGAGCGGCGGUAGCUGUCCUGUCCUGCCCGGCGAGGGUGGAGGAGAUGGCGGAGGCGGCGGCAGCGACGACGGGGGCCUAGAUGACCAGCUCGGGCCGUCCAAGACAGCCACCUACCUCAGCGGCACGCCGUCGCCCACAUGCAUGGCCAACUGCGGCACGUACUGCACCGACUUCUGGUGCCGGCCCGAUCGGACAGGCCAGCCGCCGCACUUCACCGAGCCGACGCGGCUGCCCGCCACUACCACCACCACCGUCCGCCCCCCGGUAACCUCGUCAAGCGUGCGAUCAGGCGUACCCUCUUCGAGCACGCCUCUGGACCCGGGCAUGACCACCACCAGCCCCACUCCACAGCCCAACCUCCCCGAGAUACCGGAAGAGCCCUGGCCGAGCAACUGCGCGUCGACUCGCACCUAUACGCGCUGCGCAGCGCCGGGCGGCGGACACAUCGUGUGCGCGACGAGCUCCUUCUGCGCAGCAACCUCAACGCCGGCACAGCCCAAGCCAACUCCCGACUCGCCGUCGGCGCGGCGGUGGGUAGCAAUCUACUUUAGCGAGCUCACCACCUCAAACGGCUGGGGCCCGCCGCACUGGUCGCGCUACUGGUCCGUGUACGAAGGCGACGGGGCCACCGAUUAUUGUGGCGGCCGCAGCGUCUUCGAGAAGACCGACUCGGGCGCCACCCUGCAGGAACCCGAGUUCCCGGGAUCGGAUCUCGGCGCUUUCAAGGCCCACGGUCGUACUUGUCGCUACAAGAGCGCCGGGCGUGGCGCCGUCGGUCUAGUUGAGUGUGACGGGACGAAUCCCAACUGGUGGGAGAAGUGCCAGGUGGCGCAGGUCGAGAAUGAUCCUAUCUUUGGGGGUAUCAAGGCGUGUGGUGUCUUGGACAAUCCCAUGUAUAAGCUUGUUUUGCUUUGCUCGUGGGGGGAGGCUUAGAGAGGGAUUUGAUAUAGUGGACAUGUAUCGGGUAUGUGUUCAAGUUUUGAAUGAUUCCCAAAAGGAAGAUUCCAUCAAUGCAGGAGCGCUUGCGUCAGGAGAUUUAUCUUUUCUGGCAGACUACCCUGCUUCAACAGAAUGUUGCGUACUACCUUACGCGGUCCGAUCAAUCCAGGACCGACAAAAGUCGUCUGUUGUUUCCCAAUUGGAGAGUCGGUGUCUUGACCUUCUCGACCGUCACGCCCGUCAGGCCCCGGCACACGAGGACGCCCGGGCAGAUGUGACACCUCGAGCGUACGGAUUGUCCAGGGAGCCGAUGGGAAGGGAACAGGCGUUGUACGCGUCUAAACCCCUUAGCAUGACACCCACAUGCAACCACGGCUUAAAUCGGUCUAGUGAUAUCCCAAUAGUCU